Messenger RNA from Pipistrellus kuhlii (Kuhl's pipistrelle), 1761 nucleotides. It is a transcript of the gene GPT, whose product is annotated as glutamic--pyruvic transaminase. Bases 155 to 1723 code for a protein of 522 amino acids. The transcript is spliced from 12 exons. Lineage: Eukaryota; Metazoa; Chordata; Mammalia; Chiroptera; Vespertilionidae. Gene Ontology annotation, molecular function: L-alanine:2-oxoglutarate transaminase activity; pyridoxal phosphate binding. Gene Ontology annotation, biological process: biosynthetic process. The record is from RefSeq and is a predicted model, not a curated record.
GCCACCGAGCUGCCGGGUGGGAGGGGCUGGCUCCGCCUGGGGCUGGGCCCAUAUUAGCCUGCACUCUGGCCUGGGGGCCGGAGGGACAGACCUGCUCACAGGAAGGCUGAAGAGGCAGCGGAGUGGCAGUGGAGCAGAAGGUGUGAGUAGGUUGAUGGCAGUGAGGACGGUUGGCCACAACCAGGCCACGAUGAACGGGCUGAGGGAAAAGGUGCUGACGCUGGACACCAUGAACGCCUGUGUGAAGCGGGUGGAGUAUGCCGUCCGAGGCCCCAUCGUGCUGCGCGCCCUGGAGCUGGAGCAGGAGCUGAGCCAGGGGGUGAAGAAGCCCUUCACGGAGGUCAUCCGCGCUAACAUCGGGGACGCACAUGCCAUGGGGCAGAAGCCCAUCACCUUCCUGCGCCAGGUCCUGGCCCUCUGCGUCCACCCGGAUCUCCAGAACAGCCCGGACUUCCCCGAAGAUGCCAAGAGAAAGGCGAGGAGCAUCCUACAGGCUUGCGGGGGCCACAGCCUAGGGGCUUACAGCAACAGCUCCGGCAUCCAGCCCAUCCGUGAGCACGUGGCGCAGUACAUCCAGCGGCGCGACGGCGGCAUCCCCGCGGACCCCAAUAACAUCUUCCUGUCCACGGGGGCCAGCGACGCCAUCGUGACGGUGCUGAAGCUGCUGGUGGCCGGCGAGGGCCGCUGCCGCACGGGCGUGCUCAUCCCCAUCCCGCAGUACCCGCUCUACUCGGCGGCGCUGGCCGAGCUGGACGCCGUGCAGGUGGACUAUUACCUGGACGAGGACCGCGCCUGGGCGCUGGACGUGGCCGAGCUGCGGCGCGCGCUGUGCCAGGCGCGGGGCCACUGCCUGCCCCGCGUGCUCUGCAUCAUCAACCCCGGCAACCCCACCGGCCAGGUGCAGACCCGCGAGUGCAUCGAGGCCGUGAUCCGCUUCGCCUUCGAGGAGCGGCUCUUCCUGAUGGCGGACGAGGUGCGGGCCGGGGCGCGGGGGCGGGGGGGCGGGCCAGCCCGGGCUCCCGCCCUGACGCCGGCGCCCGCCCGCCCGCAGGUGUACCAGGACAACGUGUACGCCGAGGGCUCGCAGUUCCACUCGUUCAAGAAAGUGCUCAUGGAGAUGGGGCCGCCCUACUCGACGCAGCAGGAGCUCGCCUCCUUCCACUCCAUCUCCAAGGGCUACAUGGGCGAGUGCGGGCUGCGCGGCGGCUACAUGGAGGUGGUGAACAUGGACCCCGCGGUGCAGCAGCAGAUGCAGAAGCUGGUGAGCGUGCGGCUGUGCCCGCCGCUGCCCGGCCAAGUGGCGCUGGACGUCGUCGUCAGCCCGCCCGAGCCCUCGGACCCCUCCUUCGCGCAGUUCCAGGCGGAGAAGCAGGAGGUUCUGGCCCAGCUGGCGGCCAAGGCCAAGCUGACCGAGCAGGUCUUCAACGAGGCUCCGGGCAUCCGCUGCAACCCGGUGCAGGGCGCCAUGUACUCCUUCCCGCGCAUCCAGCUGCCCCCGCGCGCCGUCCGCCGCGCCAAGGAGCUGGGUCAGGCCCCCGACAUGUUCUUCUGCCUGCGGCUGCUGGAGGAGACGGGCAUCUGCGUGGUGCCGGGCUGCGGCUUCGGGCAGCGCGAGGGCACCUACCACUUCCGGAUGACCAUCCUGCCAGCCGCGGAGAAACUGCGCCCCCUUCUGGAGAAGCUGAGCCAGUUCCACGCCAAGUUCACCCGCGAGUACUCCUGAGUCCUCCGGGGCCGCCUGAGGGCUGGGCGCCGCCUCCG